AUGCAGCAUCUGCAAGUGCAACAAUCCUGCUCCUCCGAAAGAUUACCAAAGUUGGACUACAGCGACAACAGCGUGGGAGCGAAUCCAUAUCGACUUCGCCGGCCCAAUACUCGAUCCAUGUGGCUAAUCUGUGUAGACGCUUACUCGCAGUUCCCAUUUGUAGUUCAAAUGUCGUUCACUACAACCGUUAACACGAUCGCUGCACUAUCAUCGAUAUUCGCCAUCGAAGGAUAUCCAAAAACCAUGGUCAGCGACAAUGGUCCGCAGCUUACGGCUGACGCCUUUGAGGAAUUCUGCAAACGUCAUGGAAUAAAACACAUUACCACAGCACCGUUCCAUCCAGCAUCCAAUGGAUUAGCAGAGCGUUUCGUUCAGACGUUCACUCCAAAUUCCUACAGAAAAUCUUGCGCCGAGUUAAUCCAUGGUCGCUCAAUCCGUACCGUAAUAAGUCAACUUUUCGAGCAGCCUGUCGAAGCCAAGCAAUCGGUUACCAAGUACGUCGCAAAUUAA
This is a messenger RNA of Drosophila biarmipes, 510 nucleotides long. RefSeq lists its product as uncharacterized. Gene Ontology annotation, molecular function: nucleic acid binding. Gene Ontology annotation, biological process: DNA integration. Bases 1 to 510 code for a protein of 169 amino acids. The transcript is spliced from 2 exons. The record is from RefSeq and is a predicted model, not a curated record. NCBI's taxonomy places the organism in Eukaryota, Metazoa, Arthropoda, Insecta, Diptera, Drosophilidae.